This is a messenger RNA of Aedes aegypti (yellow fever mosquito), 2009 nucleotides long. RefSeq names its product U1 small nuclear ribonucleoprotein 70 kDa. The record is from RefSeq and is a predicted model, not a curated record. The transcript has 6 exons. Gene Ontology annotation, biological process: mRNA splicing, via spliceosome. Gene Ontology annotation, cellular component: U2-type prespliceosome; precatalytic spliceosome; U1 snRNP. NCBI's taxonomy places the organism in Eukaryota, Metazoa, Arthropoda, Insecta, Diptera, Culicidae. Gene Ontology annotation, molecular function: mRNA binding; U1 snRNA binding. The coding region runs from base 174 to 1487 and encodes 437 amino acids.
GAAACCGUCCGCUCAUUCUUCAUUUUGACGCAUCACAGAAAAUUGCAAAUUUUCAUCGGGCGUCUAGAUUUUUUGUGAAAAACCGUGGAAAAUGUGCUAAAUUUGUCCCGUUCAGUGCCCGCAUCGUGUAGUGUACGCUCGGUACCGUCGGAAAGUGAUAUUUUCCUGCCGAAAUGACGCAAUAUUUGCCGCCGAAUUUGCUGGCAUUGUUUGCCCCACGCGAUCCGAUUCCAUUUCUGCCUCCUCCGGACAAACUUCCGCACGAGAAAAAAUCCCAAGGCUAUGCCGGCGUUGGGGCGUUUCUGGACCUUUUUGAGGACCCAAAGGAUACUCCGCCACCGACCCGGGUUGAGACCCGGGAAGAACGGAUUGAAAGACGACGCCGGGAGCGGGCGGAACAGGUAGCCUACAAGCUCGAACGAGAGAUUGCCACCUGGGAUCCGAAUCAGCUUGCCGAAGCUACCCAAGAUCCGUUCAAGACGCUCUUCGUUGCCAGAAUUAAUUACGACACAUCGGAAUCUAAACUGCGUCGAGAAUUCGAGACAUAUGGUAAAAUCGUAAAAAUCAUUAUCAUUCACGAUAAGGAAACCGGAAAGCCCCGAGGAUACGCUUUUAUUGAGUAUGAACAUGAAAGGGACAUGCACUCCGCCUACAAGCAUGCCGAUGGUAAGAAAAUCGAUGGUAAGCGAGUGCUGGUCGAUGUGGAGCGCGCCCGGACAGUGAAGGGCUGGCUUCCACGGCGUCUGGGUGGAGGACUGGGCGGAACUCGCCGAGGUGGCGCCGAUGUCAACAUCAAACACUCCGGUCGAGAGGACAACGAGCGGGAACGGGAACGGUACCGCUUGGAGCGCGAGCGAGAGGAUCGUGACCGACGGGGCGAUCGAUUCGAGCCACGAUUCGACCGCCGUCGUUCACGAUCCCGUGAUCGCGAACGUCGUCGACGAAGUCGCUCAAAGGAUCGUGGCCGUCGUCGACACAGUCGCGAGCGCGAUUAUGACGACCGUUGGGAUAAGGAGCGGGAACGUAGCCGCGAGAAGGAUCGCGAUCGGGACCGUGAGCGUGAUCGCGAUCGCUCCGAUCGUGAUCGUGACCGUGAGAAGAAGCGCAGACGCAGUCGUAGCCGAUCGCGUGAUCGCGAACGUGAUCGUUCGGAGAAGAAACGUGACAAGCGCGACAAAGAUCGCGAUCGGGAGCGUAAGGAACGCAAACCGGAGUUCCGAGAUGGGGAAAUCAAGAUCAAGGAGGAACCGUUGGAUGAUUACCCGGACUACAGUGCCCAGUACACCAACUAUCAGGCGCAGGUCAAGAACGAAGACGACGAGGAAAAGUACCGCCCGCACGAGGAUGAAGAUCAGAACGGAGGUGGAGCAUCUCGGAUGCGUAGUGGUGGUGCUGGUGCUGGUGGUGGCGCCGGGGAAAACGGUGGCCGCUACGGUGCCGUUGGGCGCGAUGACGAUGCCUAUGACGACCGGUACGACGGUUAUUAGGGCUGAGUUGGACGACGAACUUUCUUAACGAAGUCUUCUCAAAAUUGAUUGUAAAUUUCCGCCAGCAUUUUGGGCUAUCCUGCAUCAAAGUUUAUUAGGUUGAUACUUAUCUGACUAAAUUUCUAACCGGUUACAGCCACUCAUGCACAUCAAAGGUUAAGUAUUGUUCGUAAGUUCAUAACUUUUUUUUAAACUGUAUGGCAUUUCGCAGGUUAAGUAUUUUCAAAAACUCAAAUGCUUCGGUAUCAGCAUCAUUCAGUGUUGCUGGAUGCUGCUGAGCCUGCUGGAGCAUAGUACUUGAACGGUAAUUUUUGAAGUAGGUAAUGUGGUAACAUUUAUUUAUAAAUCAAUAUUCGUCUUGGAAGAAGGGUUCGCUCAUUUGAACUGUUUGAAAUCAACAUUUGACCUCUGCGAUUGGCGUUCAGCUGAUGUGGACUAGUUUUCCUUUUAGUGAAUAGGGCGGGAAGCUUGUGCACCCCGGCGUAAGUAAAAUUUUGAAUACAAACGUCUUAAGUGAUCGUC